Messenger RNA from Morone saxatilis (striped sea-bass), 1632 nucleotides. RefSeq names its product cell division cycle 42, like (gene cdc42l). Lineage: Eukaryota; Metazoa; Chordata; Actinopteri; Moronidae. Gene Ontology annotation, molecular function: GTP binding; GTPase activity. Gene Ontology annotation, cellular component: dendritic spine. Bases 107 to 682 code for a protein of 191 amino acids. The record is from RefSeq and is a predicted model, not a curated record. Gene Ontology annotation, biological process: modification of synaptic structure; small GTPase-mediated signal transduction. The transcript is spliced from 6 exons.
AUUCCACAGCUGUGACGACGGCUCGUCUGGUCUGCGGCUGCGCUAAAAAGUAAUUCGACCCUCAAACCCGGAUGUAACCAACGCCUAACCUGUGUGAAGAAAAACGAUGCAGACUAUAAAAUGUGUAGUGGUAGGAGACGGUGCAGUAGGAAAGACCUGCUUACUGAUCUCCUACACAACCAACAAGUUCCCCUCAGAAUAUGUGCCUACGGUUUUUGACAAUUAUGCAGUGACGGUGAUGAUUGGGGGAGAGCCCUAUACACUUGGCCUAUUUGACACAGCAGGUCAGGAGGAUUACGACAGGCUGCGUCCGCUCAGCUAUCCACAGACAGACGUGUUCCUUGUUUGUUUUUCAGUCGUCUCACCCUCAUCGUUUGAAAACGUCAAAGAGAAGUGGGUUCCUGAGAUUUCUCAUCACUGCCCACGCACUCCUUUCCUGUUAGUGGGCACACAAGUGGACCUGCGGGAAGACAGCAACACGAUCGAGAAGCUUGCAAAGAACAAACAGCGCCCCCUAUAUUCUGAGAGCGGAGAGAAGCUGGCUCGUGAGCUCAAGGCAGUCAAAUACGUGGAGUGCUCUGCUCUGACACAGCGAGGGCUUAAGAAUGUGUUCGACGAGGCCAUCCUGGCAGCCUUGGAGCCUCCUGAGACCAAAACCAAGAGAAAGUGCGUUCUCCUAUAGACGAACAACAGCAGUGAGAGAUGUGAUGGUGAAAAAAAUAGGUGGGGUGAAUCAAAGCAUCAGAAAGACCAAUGGCCAUUAUGAAAAAAAAGGACAAAGCAAAAGGGGAAGGGGAGGUACAAUGCCAUUGAGAUUUAUUCUAAUACACAUGUACACUGAUUGUGCCUUCAAAAUAAACUUUGAAAGAGGCUGAGCGAGCAAAACUUCAGCAUGCAGUAAAUGCAGUAAGUGUCACCUAUCUCCUUUUACUGAAAGCUUUUAAAAUUGCAGUGUUUUCUCUACAGAUAUUCAGGUGGGGCGGGCCCCCCCUGCCUGUCACUGUCGCGCCAUUUUUUUUUUUUAAAAACAAGAAAUAUUAUUUUAUCUGCCUAUGGCCUCCUCUGUGUUUUUACGUAUUGUGGCCUAUUGAGACCCAGUGUAGGGAAAUGUAAAUGGUAAACACUUUGAACAUUGAGUUUUUUAGUGAACUUUGGUUAGUACAUUUAAAGGGGCAACUUAAUGUCAAGUGGUACUCUUGCCUUCUUUUCUGACCCUUUUGGAUUGAAUGAUGAGAGCACAAGAGAUUUAUUGUCACUCCAAACUAAGGUAGAUGUCUGUAACGGUUACUUUCUUCCGGGGAGGCCAAGUGCAUUUCCAUCAAUUUCCCUUCAGUUGACUCAUGAAUAUCUAUUUUAUUCUUCUUUUGUUUAUAUUGUAUUAAUUCCGUGACUUUGUUUUGGGAUUUUUUUUUUAGCAUUUAUUCAUUUUGAAACUUGAGUUUUUAUUUUAUCAAGAUUUUUUUUUAUUUUAUUGCUAGACUACCAAUUUCGAGCGAUUGAUAAUAUAACAAAUUAAGUUGUAAUAUUUUGAAUAGAUCUUAAUCUUGAUAGAGAUUGAGAUGAUAACCUUUGCUAGUAAAAUUCUGGGUGUUUGUAAUCACAGGAUAUUUUUAAUAAAAUGGUUUAAUGACA